Racocetra fulgida is the source of this 432-nucleotide messenger RNA. The record is from the annotation of a GenBank genome assembly. NCBI's taxonomy places the organism in Eukaryota, Fungi, Glomeromycota, Glomeromycetes, Diversisporales, Gigasporaceae.
AACAAAAUUUUGAUGAUGCGGCAUCAAAAUUUUGUUCUACCUUCAUUGAAUGGCAUCACGUUCUUUGGAAUAAAAUUAUUAGAUUGUAUGAAGAAUUACAAAUUAGAGCAAAAAGUGAUGAUAUCCAAGCCAUUUUUGCAAAAAUAAAUGCAGAUGAUAUUGAAAAAGUGUGGCACCAAUUCCUUAUUAAUAUUGACAUUGCUGCAAUUCGUGAUGAGUCUAAUGGCUCAAAUAAUUUUGAAAGAUUACUUUUAGAUGUGGUGCGCAAUGGUAUAUGGGCAUUAACUUAUUAUAAACAAAAGCCUGCCCAAGCAGUUUUUGUCAAUUUAAAUAAUGAUCUAUAUACCGUUAAUCUAAACGUUUUAACAAUUAGUGGUUGGAACGUUGGAACAUCUAUCGACUUAAGUCGAUACACUUUUAAUGGUCAAAAGG